UCUGUGUUCACUGGAUUGUUGCCGCUGGGUGCGUGGAGUGCGCGGAGCGAGGAUUUGGAGAGAGGUGAUGGUUGUCGGCUUGUCGACCUGAGAAAUUGGAGACAAUUCUCAAAAAUAGUUCUUGAAGAUUUGGAAGUGGCCAGUGAAGAAACCCGAGCCGCUGAAAGAACCUGUACACCUUCCGUUACGCUCGAAGCUUUUUCCUUGAGAGACGUUAUAAGAAAUUCUGCAGGACAGACUGGACAGUUUAAGUGUUGUCCAGAUUGGACAAUAGACAGCAUUAUCUUCCAAUUGGUGCAAAUUGUUAAAAUACUGCUCUAGCUGCAGCCAUAGCUAAAAGAAGUCUUGAAUUUCAGUUCACGUAAAGAUACAUUUGGGCAUCCUAACAGCUAACCAAGGGCUUCAUCCAUAGUUCUUGCAAUCAUGUCUGCUGGAUCGGUGGAGUCUGAUAAGAUUUUCCAAUGGAUUCAAGACUUGACCAGCGCUGACACCAGAGAAGAAGCACUGUUGGCUCUCAGCAAAAAGCGAGAGGUGGUGCCUGACCUGGCGCCGAUGCUGUGGCACACGGGCGCCGUGAUCGCCGCACUCCUGCAUGAGAUUGUCAGCAUCUACAGCUACAUGAACCCUCCGACGCUGACCGCCAGCCAGAGCAACCGCGUCUGCAAUGCGCUGGCGCUGCUGCAGUGUGUCGCCUCCCACCCGGAUACGCGCUCGGCCUUUCUCGGCGCGCAGAUUCCGCAAUACCUGUACCCGUUUCUGACAACCAAUACCAAGACGCAGCCAUUCGAGUACCUGCGGCUGACCAGUCUGGGCGUGAUCGGUGCCCUGGUUAAGACCGAUGAGCAGGAGGUGAUCAAUUUCCUGCUGACCACCGAGAUCAUCCCGCUGUGUCUGAGGAUAAUGGAGUACGGAACAGAGCUCAGCAAGACCGUCGCCACGUUCAUCCUGCAAAAGAUCCUUUUAGAUGAGACCGGCCUCGCGCACAUCUGUCAGACGUACGACCGCUUCUCCCACGUGGCCAUCACUCUCGGCAACAUGGUCAUCAACCUGGAGAAGGAGAAGUCGGCACGCCUGCUGAAGCAUGUCAUCCGCUGCUACCUGCGUCUCUCCGACAACGCCAGGGCGCGCGUGGCGCUGCGCUCCUGCCUGCCGGACCAGCUGAAGAGCGACACGUUCGACGCGUGCCUGGACGACAAGUCUGUGCGCCACUGGCUCAACAUGCUGCUCAAGAACCUGGAGGAGUCAGCCGGCGACGUGGCGCGCCUGCCGGCCGGCGCCGCGCUGAAGGCGGCGCAGUAGACGGCGCGCG
Pollicipes pollicipes is the source of this 1309-nucleotide messenger RNA. Its product is annotated as CCR4-NOT transcription complex subunit 9. The record is from RefSeq and is a predicted model, not a curated record. The transcript is spliced from 6 exons. NCBI's taxonomy places the organism in Eukaryota, Metazoa, Arthropoda, Thecostraca, Pollicipedomorpha, Pollicipedidae. Gene Ontology annotation, biological process: mRNA catabolic process. Gene Ontology annotation, cellular component: CCR4-NOT complex. Bases 424 to 1299 code for a protein of 291 amino acids.